This is a messenger RNA of Harpia harpyja (harpy eagle), 2413 nucleotides long. RefSeq names its product activated RNA polymerase II transcriptional coactivator p15-like. Gene Ontology annotation, cellular component: transcription regulator complex; nucleus. Bases 65 to 439 code for a protein of 124 amino acids. The record is from RefSeq and is a predicted model, not a curated record. Gene Ontology annotation, biological process: positive regulation of transcription initiation by RNA polymerase II. Lineage: Eukaryota; Metazoa; Chordata; Aves; Accipitriformes; Accipitridae. The transcript is spliced from 5 exons. Gene Ontology annotation, molecular function: transcription coactivator activity; DNA binding.
GGAGCUCGGCUUUUCGAGAAGGCCGCGGGCCGGCUGCCUGCCGCAGGCGCUGCGCUCCGUCAGGAUGCCCAAGGCCAAGGACUUGGCGGGGGCGAGCAGCUCGGAGAGCGGACCGGAGGAGGAGGAGGGGAAGAAAAGAAAGAAAGAAAUGUCUUCUAAGUCAGAGAAAAGGCUGAAAACAGAGGCCAAGCCUUCAAAGGUGACAGAAAAACCUCCGGGGCAAGGUAGUGAAGAGGAGGGCAUGUUCCAGAUUGGGAAGAUGCGUUAUGUCAGAGUGUCCUGCUUCAAGGGGAAGGUCCUCGUGGACAUCAGGGAGUUUUACACUGACAAGGAGGGCGACAUGAAACCGGGGAGGAAAGGGAUUGCCUUGUCUGCAGAGCAGUGGAACCAGCUGAAGGAGAUCGUUCCUGAGAUCGAUGCUGCAGUAAAGAAAUUAUGAGAUGAAGAAUCUUGGACACCUUCAAUCUGUUUCCGUUCCCUUAAGUGCCCUAACAACUAUAAAGCCAAGGAUUUUCAUCUGGAGCCUUCCCCUCACCUUGCUGGGGUUUCCUUACUGAGGUGGUGGUCAUGCUGAAAAGACCAGAGACUCUUUCUGUGUUCAAGAAGUAGCUUGUAAUGAGCACCUGGAACUAGUGCCAGUGCUGUGAAGUGAGACUUCAGCACCUCUGGUCUCAAGCAUACUUGAGGUCUGUGCUGGUGAGGGAAAUGACCCCAACCUGGCUUUCCAGGGGUGGAAGGCUUCAGUCUACUUGUGGAGUGCUUUACCUGCUCUACAUCUGUUACUGUCCUCCACUUGGUUGACUGUUGAGUAAGAUGGUUUGUAUACUUCAUGUUGGCAUCCUCUGUGUUUCCUCCACAUGUCAUUCUGCCUAUUUCAAGUACUUUCUGUGUUGGUGAGGGUUGUUUGGUGGUUUUGGGGGGUUUUUUUUUUGAGUGAAGAAAGGGAUUAUUAUACUUUAGCAACUGGUUUGUCUGUAGAGGGUGAAUAUGCACAAUAAAUGUGUUUGCAUUAUAAAAAGGAGAGGCAUAGUGUUUCACAGGCUGGCACCUCAACUCUUUGUUUCAGGCACCCUUCUUUGUAGGUUGCUGUUGGAUUUCCCUUUCAGAAGGAGAGUGCUCUGUAGCGUUUAUUCUCAUGAUAUGUUCCCAAUAAUCCUGCUAUACAGAAGCAGUCAGGCAGCGGUCUACUCCAGGUCAUGGGAAGGGCAAGCUAGAAUGUGAAUCAUUCAAAGGAACUGGUAAUUAGGAGGCCUGUUAAAUAGAGGGGAAAUUAAAGGCCUAAGGAGGAAAAAGAAUAUUCCUUUCCCCAUGGCAGAGAAAAAUGGCGAGCUAUGGAAAGAGUGGAGAGGGGAUAUUUUAUGCUUGAGCUCUAAAUGGAUCCCACUCUGGGAUCAGCUGCAGCAAGCACAACCUUCCUCAGCAAGACUUUUCCAGACUUUUCAACAGCUUGCGUCUUCCAUCUAUUUUUGGUUUUUCUCUUGCCCUGGUUUCCAUAGUAUCUGAAUGCUUCAUGCUCUUAAAUAUAUCUGACACUUGCAACACCUUGGUGAAGUAGGAGGUACUAAGGCCCUUGCUCUGUAGAGGUGCUGGGGCUGUCACAGCUCAGAGUUGUUUGGAAGAUGUGGGGUGGAGCAGUGAAUUGAAACCAGUCUUUCCUAAAUGCUGAAUUUCUAACUGCUGGAUUAACCUUUCACUAGGGAUAGCAGGAGGGAAAAAAUAUCUUUCUUCAUACUCUCUUAAAAAAAUUUUGAAGGGCUCGGUGCUGUAGCUGCUUGGAGCAGGAGUGGAGAUAAGUAGACUUGAUGACUGAGGCAUUCCCCUCUAAUCCUGUGUUCAGCUCUUCUCUAUUCAAGUGUCACAUUUCUUUCUCUCAAGUAAGUGAGAGAGAGCAUGAGGAUACUCAACUGUGUCCCAAAGCCAGGUUGCUCAUGCUGUAAGCUUAUUCCAGUGGAAUAUUUAUAACAUAGUGUCUUAAUAUGGUGUUCAGAGACUAAAGGUAAUGGGAAGAUAAAGACCUUCCAAAAAAGAGAGGUGAAAGAGAAGCAGAUGGUGUAGGUAUGACCCAAGAUGCUAGGGAUGCUCAGUCCUUUUAUUUUGUCCCAGCCCUGUGGUACCCAGACUAAAACAUGUGACAGAAACAACCAUCUCUGUGCAUGAUGCAUGCUCCAGGAGUGUUUGGGGGGCAGAGGGAGAAGCCAGCUCAAAUCAGCAGAGCUUAGUAUCUUUGCUUAUUAAAACCAGGUCCAAACUGAACUUGAUCAGCUCAAUUGAAUAUUGCAUGGUUCUAGAGCUGAUGAGUGGCCUCUCCUUAAUUGGGAAAGGGUGGCCAUGUUCUAUUGUUUUCUGACUAGCUUUCUUUCAAGUGUUGGAAGAAACAGUUUGCAAACAACCCAAACUUUUUGUGUAACAGGGA